Molecule: messenger RNA, 2102 nt
Organism: Durio zibethinus
Lineage: Eukaryota; Viridiplantae; Streptophyta; Magnoliopsida; Malvales; Malvaceae
Source: RefSeq, a predicted model, not a curated record
AAAUUUCCAAUUGGUUGUGGCAUUGCUACGUCUUUCCUUUAUUAUAUUUUCCUUCGCUUUCAGUUUCUUCCUUGACACCUCUCAUCUGAUUUUUCUCGCACUUUCUCUCUUUCCAAUCGAUUUUUUUUCUCGGGAAUCUUCGAUCGUCUCCAAAACAAAAUUUCAUUUCCUUUCUAUUCAAAUUCAUGCUUCUGUUGUUGAUUGUAUUACUUACGAGGUGACGUUGAACGGCACUGUAAAUAUAUAAUUUAAGGAAACUAACUAAACAAUGCAAAACGACGUCGUGACGAACGGAAUUUGCUCGACGGAGUCGGUGAAUGGCAGUCGCGAUGUUUGGAGUUGUAAAGAUUCUGAUUCUUUAUCAGCUGAUCAUCUUGUUAUCAUGGUCCACGGAAUUCUCGGCAGUUCUUCAGAUUGGAAGUUCGGAGCUGAGCAAUUUGUUAAAAGGUUACCCGAUAAAGUAUUUGUCCAUUGCAGUGAAAGGAAUAUGUCUAAGCUGACUUUAGAUGGUGUAGAUGUAAUGGGUGAACGAUUGGUAAAGGAGGUCAUUGAUGUUAUUCAAGAAAAGCCAAAUUUACGCAAGAUCUCCUUUGUUGCACAUUCUGUGGGAGGACUGGUGGCCAGAUAUGCAAUUGGGAGACUCUAUAGACCACCUAAGGAAGAGGUUAAAGAGGAUACAUCAGGUAAUGGAUGCAAGGAGGAACCGAUGGGUACAAUUGGUGGCCUGGAAGCUAUGAACUUCAUCACUGUUGCAUCUCCUCAUCUUGGUUCAAGGGGUAAUAAGCAGGUACCAUUUCUUUUUGGGGUAACUGCUUUUGAGAAAGCUGCAAGUUGUGUUAUUCAUUGGAUAUUUAAAAGAACAGGUCGGCACCUUUUUCUUACCGAUGAUGAUGAAGGAAAGCCUCCACUGCUUAAGCGGAUGUUGGAAGAUUAUGAUGAGUUUUAUUUCAUGUCUGCAUUGCGUUUAUUCAAACGUCGGGUGCUAUAUUCCAAUGUGGGCUAUGACCAUAUUGUGGGCUGGAGAACAUCAUCGAUAAGACGGGAUAGUGAACUGCCAAAGUGGGAGGAGUCUUUUAAUGAAACAUAUCCACAUAUCGUGUAUGAAGAACACUGCAAGGCCUGUGAUGCUGAUCAGUAUGAAACUAUUUCAACGGAGGAUGAUGGCUCAUCUGACAAGCUAGAAGCCAAAUGGUUUUCUUUCGGUCUUAAUCAAUUUCCCAUGAAGGAACUGGUGAGAGGCCUAUCCCGAGUUUCGUGGGAAAAAAUAGAUGUUAGUUUUCACAGUAGUAGACUGAGAUUUGCUGCUCAUAGUGUUAUACAGGUUAAAGAUGAAGUUAUGCAUAUAGAUGGUGGAGAUGUCAUCCAGCAUAUGAUCGAUCAUUUUCUCACUUGAACCUUUGGUCUUAGAAAUACUCAUCAUAUUCGCGAAUAUUAUAUUCUCUUAGGUAAAUAAAGAUUAUUUACUACUGAGAUCUCCUAUUCAUUUGACUGUUAGGGUCAGUGCUUGAAAUCCCGUCCGUUGCAGUUGAAUGGAUCAAUACUUCCGUCAGUUCUCGGCAAUGGUACGAUAACUGUGAUUAAUUCAGCAGUCAUGAAGAAAUUUUUUUCAUUCAUCAUUAAUAAUUUUAUGUUGCAUACAUGUGCCAAAAGUAUAUAUUUACACUAUUACUUCUUUUUCUGUUGUGCUGUAAACAAAUUAUUUGGUAAUUUACAAUUUACAUGAAAGGUUCUGCUUAAUAAUUUCUUGAUGAAACGAUUAAGCCUUUGAUAAUUUCUAUUUUGCUUCUUUAAGAGGAAAACUUCUAAAAUUUGAGCAAGUUAUUUUUUUGUUAUAAAAGACAUUAUAGCCUGAUAAUAAGUGAAAGAGUUACAAUUACUAAAAUUUAAAUUUGUUAGAUGUUAUUUCUUUAAAAAUGAUUAUAUGAACUGAGUUCUUGAGUUGAGUUUAAAAUUUGAGGAUGUUUUGUUAGAGAGAAAAACUUACAAUGGUAGCAAAGGAUUGUUCUGAUAUGGUAAUGGAUGCGACCGAAGUUAAAUAAAUGUGUGUUUUGCUAAUAAAAAUAUUGAAUUUUUGGAUUGUGGUCUUUUGAUGUGGGAGUGGA